This is a messenger RNA of Musa acuminata AAA Group (dessert banana), 786 nucleotides long. Its product is annotated as E3 ubiquitin-protein ligase EL5-like. The coding region runs from base 1 to 786 and encodes 261 amino acids. NCBI's taxonomy places the organism in Eukaryota, Viridiplantae, Streptophyta, Magnoliopsida, Zingiberales, Musaceae. The transcript has a single exon. The record is from RefSeq and is a predicted model, not a curated record.
AUGUCGGAAUCAGAGCAGUCGAUGGGAGGCGUCGGUCGGCUGUCUUUGCGGACGACCACCGGGUUCAUGGUGGCCGGGGUGAUCACCUGCUUCGUGCUGUUUGUCCUCGUCUUCUUUCUGUACCUCCGGGCUAAGCGGUACUGGGGCGCUAUCCCGGUCUCCGGCGGCGGGCGCACCCGACUGGCGUUGACGGCCCAGCCGGCCACCGGGUUCGACGCCGCAGCCAUCGUGGCGGCGCUACCUCCGGUGGUGCUCCGUGCUGGGGAUUUGAAGGAGGGCGUCGAGUGCGCGGUCUGCCUCUCGGAGCUGUCGGAGGGCGAGGCGGCGCGGCUGCUGCCAAGGUGCGGCCACGCCUUCCAUCUCGACUGCAUCGACAUGUGGUUCUGCUCCCACUCCACCUGCCCCGUCUGCCGGAGCUCGGCGGUGCUCGAGGAGCCCGAAAAGCCAGAUUCCGUCGCUGAAUCACCGCGCAACCAGGAUUACAGCGGAGAACAGAGUUCGACUUCGUCGGGAUCGUCUUCAGGGACUCCUCCGGGCGCGUUGGUGAUCGAGAUACCAAGAAGCACGGUGGACGAUUUCCAAACUCCAAGUUCGCCACGGCCUGCGAGUAGUCUACCUGAGGAGGCCAUAUCGACGACGACGACGACGACUGCAACGCUGAGGUCAUUGCGAAGGCUUCUGAUUCGUGGGAGCAGGGUGGCCGCCGCUUCUAGUCCCAGAGGACAUGACGUCGAGCAGGAGCGACAUGCUCCGAUCUCGAAAGCACCGACGAGUUCAUGUCACUGA